UUCAACGCCGAAAUCAAAAUAUUUCCAUAGACAGGGGUUGAUCCUCAACCCGAGUCUCUAGAUAUCGUUUUAAAACUGUUAAAUCAUUAAAACAGCCCAGAUGGCUGGUUUACCUCCGGGUGACCCUCAGCUGGUCGCCAUGAUCGUAAAUCACUUAAAAACACAGGGACUUUUUGACCAGUUCAGGAGAGAUUGCUUGGCGGAUGUCGAUACAAAGCCUGCGUACCUGCACCUGAGACAGCGAGUGGACAACUUUGUGUCUAAUCACCUCUCUAACCACACAUGGAGUCCUCAACUCAACAAGAACCAGCUGAGAAACAGCAUCAGGCAACUCGUGCUCCAGUCGGGCUUGCUGGAGCAGGGCGUAGAUCGGAUUGUAGCGCAGGUCGUCGACCCCAAAGUUCAGCACACCUUUCGGCCACAGGUGGAACGUGUUGUCCGUCAGUUCCUGUCUCCUGGCAAUCACAUGGAGGAGGACGAGCCUCCAUACACUGUCGCACAGGUGGAGGAAAACCAGGAAGCUCAGCUGCCAUCUCCAGCAAUCUCCUCGACUCCAGUCUCAGACUCCGCCCCCUCUCAGAGCCACGAUCCCUCUGUUAUAAAGACAGAAGACGGAGGAGAGGAAGACAUGAGCCUGGUAGAGGAGGAUGAGAAGGAAGAGGAGAGGACAAAAGAGGAGGAUGAGCAAGAAGAGAAGCUCGGAGGGAAUGAAGAUGAGACGAGCAAAGAGCGAGAGAGGGAGGAGGAGAGACAGAAAGAGACAAUGGAGGUGGAUCAACAGACUGAGGAGCCUGAGGAGGUCAAGAAAGAGGAAGAAGAAGAAGAGCGAGAGGAGGAGAAGGAAAAGAAAGGAGAAGAGGAAAAAGAAAAGAAAGGAGAGGACGCAAAAGAUAAGAAAGGGUCAGGGAAGAACAGGGAGGAGAGCAGCACUGACAAACUGCACAUUCGCCAGAAAGCAAGAGAACGACUGAAAGAAGAAUACUCUCUGGAGGACUCGGAUCUGGAGGGUUUGAGCGACAUCACGGUGAGUUCAGUCCACACAAGCGACCUUUCGUCUUUUGACGAUGACAGUGAGGACGAGGAGCCACCUUCUGAAUCCACCGAGGAAGGAGAGAUCACCUCAGAAGAUGAAAAGGUUCAGAAGAAAGCUACCGGAGAGGAAUCUGAUGAGAAUAAGGAGAAAAAACCUCGUGGAUCCCGCCAAGGCUACAUUCACAAGCCUUUCCUUUACUCUCGUUACUAUAGCGACUCUGACGAUGAGGUUACAGUGGAGCAGCGACGUCGUUCUGCUGCGAAGGACAAAGAGGAAAGACUGCUGAAGCGCCAACAGAACCGGGAGCGUCUUGAGGAAAAGAGGAGGCAGAAGGCGGCGCAGGCAGAGCUACAGGAAAAGGAAAAGCAGGAGGUUCAGAGACCUCAAGCAAAAGAAGCAAGGAAAGAGAAGAAAGUUCUGGAAAAGAAGGUGGCACUCAGCAGAAAGAGGAAGAGAGACUCACGGAAAGAAGACGACUCUGGCAGCAAGAAGAAGAGUGAUGGAGAUCCUGAAUCCGUAAAGAAAGAUGAUGCAGUGAAGUUUAAAGCAAUCUCUCAGAAGCCUGUUAAGAAGCUGUCUGAGGAGGAGCAGCGGAGGAGGAAGAGCAUUUCAGAGGACUCAAACGAACCACGCAAAAUCCUUGACAAAAACCGUACACACUCGUUCAUCCUGGACCUCGAGCUGGGAACUGAGGAGGCUCUCAGACAGAGAGGCGGUGGGAAGAAUGAGCGACAUGCUCGCAGAGAGAAAGAGCGAAAAGAGAAUGAGAAAGAGCGUGGUGUGUCAGAUGAACGAGCCAGGUACAAACAGAAGCCAGAAAAUAAGAAAGGAGGAGAGGCUGUGGCAGAGGAGAAGGAGGGAGGGGUGGUGAAAGGUACAGUUGAUGACAAAGUAGAGAAAAAAGGCUCAAAGGUUAAAGGAGACAAGAAGGGCUCUGUGUCAGGAAGGGAAGGAAGGCUUUCUGUGAUGGAGGGAUCAGUCCCAGAGGAGGGAACGACCAAGGAUUUGAAGAAAGAAAAGAUGCCCUCAGAGACUAUGAAAGAAAAAAUAAAAGGAGAAAAAUCACUGGGCAAGACUGACCCAAAACAGCAGCAUCGCCUGGAUUCUACUGGCUCCACAGAGGAGAGGUCCGAGGGUGAGGCUGCUUCUGAUUUCAACAAGAAGAAAGACAAGCAAUCUAAAGACAUUUUGAAACGGUCAAAAAGUCACCCAGAGGUUAAAUCUCUAGAGAAGGUAAAGGUCAGACAAGAUGGCAAAGAUGUAGGUGCUGGUGGUAAAGACAAAAGCUCCACAUCAGAGGCUCCCAAACAUAGCUCAGACACAAAGGUCAAGAAUUCAGAGGCAGGACCAAAGGUCAAAUCUGUGUCAGAAAAAACAAGAUCCAAGUCCAGAGAUGACUUGAAAUCUCAGAGUCCAUUAAUGACCAAGACAGACAAGAAAGCCCAAGGUCAGGAAGCCAAGGGAAAAGCAGCAGCAGCUCCUAGCAAGUUGGAGUACUCAAAGGAGAAGAAAAAGGAGGGAGUGAUGAAAGAGGACAGGAGGGUCUCAGAAGACCGUGUUGAGAAAGGGAAAGAUGCAAAGAGCACAAAGAAAACAAGUGAGAAGAAGACAAAAGAGUCAGAGAAGAAGGGAGGAGACAGUGAAAACGAAAGAAGAAUCUUGGAAGCAGAUGAUCUUUCUUCCAGUUCCUCUGUUCCGUCAGCAGUUGCUGAAGAGGUACAGACUGCAGGUGGAAUGGCUUCUCAGCCUUCAAACACUCAAGCACAACAAGCUUCAGAAUCCCUCACAACGUCUGACCUUACAGUUCAACAAGUCUCAGAGUCUCUUGGUGAAUCAGAACUCAAAACCCCACAGGUCUUGGAGUCCCUUACAGAGUCUCAUGUCUCAAACCCACAGGCCUUGGAUUCUGCCGCAGAGUCUGAUUCCACAGACCAGUCCAUCACAGAGUCUCUCAGAAAGUCUGACCUUACUUCAGACUCACAAGCUAUGGAUACAGAGUCUGAUCUUACAGCCUUACAAUCCAGAGAUGCAGAGUCUAAUCUUACAGCCCCGCAAACCAUGGAUACAGAGUCUGAACCUACAGCACCUCAUGCCAUAGAUACAGAGUCUGUCAUUACACCCCCACAAGCCAAUGCUGCAAAAUCUGAACUCGCAUCACCACACGUCUUUGAUGCACCCACAGAAUCUUCUGUAAAAGAACAAAGUCCACCUACAGAGUCUGAUCUUGUUAGUACAACACCACUGCAGUCCUCAGAAUUAACUUCAGUAUCUGAUCUUACAGUUCCUCAGUCUUCAGAUUCAAAUCAAAGUUCUGAUCUCAUGAAUUCUAACUCCUCCAAGCCUAAUUUCACAGUUCCUGAAAUAUCAGACAUAAAACCAAAUACUGAUCUCGCUGUCCCUCAGUCCUCAGUCUCAAUCCCAACAUCCAUUCUCAUGGUUGCUGAGUCCUCAGACUCCAUCCCAGAGUCUGAUCUCACAGUUGCCCAGCCCUCAAACUCAGUCCCAGCAUCUGAACUCACAGUCCCUCAGGGUUCCGACACACUUCCUAAUCCAGUUCCUGCUGAAGCUAACAGCACCUCUGUCCCUGACGACAUGUAUGAUGCCCUGAGUGACAUCACUCCAGAUCCUGACGACGAGGAAGAGGCCACCAUGAGACUGGCCGAGAGCCAGCCUCAGCCCUGUCCCAUCCCUGCAGAGGCUGAUGCCCUCCUGUCCUUGAUGGAUGUCUGUGCUUCUGCAGCUGUAAGCAACUCCACUGGUGCUUCUGAUGGACAGGUAGCUGAGAGUUCUUUCCGGGAUGCGGAUAUAAAGAUGAAGGAAGCAGCACUCACAUUACUCUCCAUGGAUCCAGAUCAGGCGGUUUCACCAAGUUUUAUCACUGAAGAUACACAUGUUGCUGGGCAGCAGGUGGAGUCUUUAGCCUCAGACCUGGUUGAUGUGACAAGUGCGAUAAAGCCACCUAAAGAAGUUACGAAUGAGUCUGAAAGUGAAUCAUCUGCUCGUGACUCAGAGGAAGGAGACAAACGCACUGAAGCUCUAGCCAACACAGCCAUUGAAGGAAAGGCCACAGACACAGUGUCUAAAGAGGAAGCAACAUCUGAGAUCAACAACGGUGAAUCAAAAACAAAGUCUGACGUUUCUAAACCAGAAAUCUCUGCUAAUGAUGAACCAGCAGGAGAAUCCGCUGAGACUGAUGCCAGCCAAAUACACACACAAACUCCGAGUGAAAGCAUUCACACAGCUGAGGGCACAAAGAGCAAAACAGAGAACACUGUGCAAGAGGCCCAGGCACAGGAGGCCCAGGUGCAAGAGGCACCAGUGCAAGAGGCACCAGUGCAGGAGGCACCCGCGCAGGAGGCACCCACGCAGGAGGCACCCACACAGGAGGCACCCGCGCAGGAGGCACCCACACAGGAGGCACCCAAGUUGCAGGAGCAGGAGACCCAGAUGCAGGAGUCCCAGACACAAGAGGCAAACGCACAGGAGCAGGAGGCGCAGACCCAGGAUGUGCAGACACAAGAGGCAGAGGAGCAGGAAGCACAUGUUCAGGAGGCACAGGCACAGGAGGCUCAGACGAAUAAGGCACAGGAAAUGCAGGAUACCCAGCUGCAGGAGGCGCAGGGUCAGGAGGUGCAGGAGGCAAAAGCACAGGAGAAACAGGAGCAGGAGACACAGGCGCAGGAGACACAAGUGCAGGAUGCGCUGGAGGCAAAGGAGACCCAGGCGCAGGAAGCAAAUGCACCAGAUGCCCAGGCGCAGGAGGCAAAGAUGCAGGAAGUUCAAACCCAGGAGGCACAGACACAGCCGGCGCGGAGAGGGCGACGUCCUAAAUUAGUUAAACAAGCCAGUAGCGUAUCUAAGUCAGAUGGACAAGAAGAGGACAAAUCUGAUGUGUCAGAAGCGGAUGAGCGUCUGGAAGGCAGAGUGACCCGCAAAGGACGAUGGUCCAGUCAGAGAGCAGCGUCAGCCAAGGAAACUGCAUCCAAAGCUCAAACCAGUCAGGAGGCCAAAGACACAGAGACUAACAAACCAUCGCAUAAAAAUAGUGAGGAUGAGGACAUUGAAGAUGGAAGCAGAACUGCACAGAAAAGAUCGUCUAAGGUCCCAGAUGCUUCACAGAAAGAAGCUUCAUCGAAGCCUGAAGAAGCAGAGCCAACAGGAGAGGAAGUGGAGCAAAAAGAGGCGCGUAGAGGAAGGCGUUCUGGAGUUCAGACAGCCGCUGUGGCUAAACCAGCACUGAGGAGAAAGAGGUCUGACCAAGCUGAGGAUCCUGAGAAAGUAGGAAAAGAACUUGCAGCUGAGGAGAAGGAAGAGGAGCCUGUGAAGAGAGCACGACAAGAUAGUGAGAGUGUGACUGAGGAAGAAGAGGAAGGAAAAGAGGAGAAAAAAGAAGAGGACAGAGAAACAGAGAGCUCUAAAGAGAAGGCUGAGGAAGAGGAACCAGUGAGAAAGACUCCACGGCGAGGCAGAUCUUCAAAAAACACUUCUAACGUGGAUGACUCGGCAGCCCCAGAGAAGAGAGAGGGAGAGACAGAGACAGGAGAAGAGGAUGAAAAACAGGAAGAGGAAGAAACAAAAAUUAGAGCAACAACACGUUCUGCAUCUCGGCUGGAGGCUGAGAAAAAUAAGCCAAGUAAGCCAUCAACCAGAGCGGUGAGCAAACUGAGCGGGAAGGAAGAGAGCUCUCCAAACACACGUUCCUCUCGUUCUCAGAGUGCUGCUGCAGUAAAGGGCCGUAAGGGCGAGUCGAGUUCUCCAACACCUCGGACCCGCGCCGGCCACAAAACUGAAGAACCGCCCUCAAAGAGGACCAAACGAUGAUGUGUAUUUGUGUAUAUUAUGUAUGUAUGUAGCCCAGUCAGCUUUAUGUUUAUUACGUAUUCCUUGUCCAGUGCAAACAGAGUGGCUCUGUGUGGCUGUUCCACUGUAAUGACAUCGGCAUUUAACAUGAUCCCUCCCAGCUGCAGAUGUCACACGGGAACGUGUUUUUAACUCACUGACACUCUCCUGCUGACCAGCUUUACGCGCUCAGGAUUGUGACCAUGCAGUAAGUUUUAUAACCAGCAUUUAUGAGCAGUACUGAAUUGUUUCUAAUGGCGUUAUGUUUGUCUGUUUUCUUCUUGUGUACAGUUUAUCUCAAAGUUCCAGAAUAUUUUGAUCUCAAAACAUAUUUUCAGAAAGUUGUGGACAAAGCACAUUCUGCUUACUCCAAGUACAAACCCAGAAUGUUCUAGAAUGCAUUUCCAGAAAGUCAUAUAACCAGAAAUCACCGUGUUUUCUCUACGCAAUGUGUAUUGUAAUUUUUUUUUUUCUCUCCAAGAAAAGUGCUAGACACAGAACAUGCCAUUAUUGCUGUGUCCUAGUUGCUGUGAAGUUGCUGUAUUUGUGCUAAAGAAUUCCCUAGAAUUAUAACAGGUUCUGCUUUUCCUGUUGGAGAACAUGAAAAGCACAUGUUCUUUCAACUUUUUGAAAGUGUUCUAAAAUGCGUUUUCAGAAAUACCUAGAACCAGAACGCUCUUUGCUUUCGUUGUAGGACACAGUGUGUUCUAGAACAUUUUUUAAGAAAACUGCUAGAAUCAGAGCAUGCUAUUAUUACUCUCCAAAGUGUUCUAGAAUGCAUAUACAGAAUGUUCUAGAGCCAUCAUAUCACAUGAUCUGAGGUAAAACCUUAGUGUUCUGCAUCCAGAAGGCUAUAGAAUUCCAAGAACAAUAACUCACAUUGCUUUCCCUGUUAAAACAUGAAAAGAGCACGUUUUAGAACUCUCUAAAAUGCGCUGUCCAAUAUAUUUCAGAAAGAACCACGCUGUGUUCCCCUAGUGUUCUAAAUAGUGUAGUUAGUAAUGGGUAAACCAAGAAAAUUAUGUGAGAAUCAAAUUCAUUACACACAAAUACUGGUGGGGAAAUGUGUGCUGUAGCCUAGAUAUAUUUCAGAACAGGUAUCCGUUAUAUACACAGCAUAUAUACCGUUUUAAAAUCCUGUGUUAGAUUCUCACACUGAAAGGAACUCUGCUAAUAGACAUGUGCCAAUAAUCAAUUACAAAAUAUAACACAAUAUCCUGAUGGAACAUUUGAAUGUUGGUCUAACUGAUUUUUUCCCCCCAAAAUCUGGCAAGGUACGUAACAAUGUGGGAAUACUGUAAACCUUGAAAAAGCCAUUGGUAAACCUUGGUAAAUGAUGGUGAUAUGAACAUAUUGCUCAAACCAAUCCACUUUAAAUACAGUACUAUUUACACUCCUAGAAAAAAAAGGUUCUAUCUAGAUGUAUUUUUUCCCUAAGAGUGUAUAUGUUACUUGUUCCACAGAGUGAAAAAUAUGUUUAGUUUAUUAUGUCUUAUGUGUCAUUUUAUUGUGUAUCUGCUGAGCCUGUUACUGUGUUCAGUUGCAUUUGUGCUGAUCCUGUUGGCGUGUUCAACAUGAAGACACUCAUUCUGUGAAUGUAAAGAACUGAGCUAUUUCUUUUCUACAUUUAGCUUUUAUUAUAAAGGCCACUGGGACCAUGA
Molecule: messenger RNA, 7533 nt
Organism: Pangasianodon hypophthalmus (striped catfish)
Lineage: Eukaryota; Metazoa; Chordata; Actinopteri; Siluriformes; Pangasiidae
Gene: bod1l1
Product: biorientation of chromosomes in cell division 1-like 1
Exons: 27
Coding region: 101-5854 (1917 amino acids)
Source: RefSeq, a predicted model, not a curated record